Topomyia yanbarensis is the source of this 1608-nucleotide messenger RNA. RefSeq lists its product as uncharacterized. NCBI's taxonomy places the organism in Eukaryota, Metazoa, Arthropoda, Insecta, Diptera, Culicidae. The transcript is spliced from 4 exons. The record is from RefSeq and is a predicted model, not a curated record. The coding region runs from base 802 to 1608 and encodes 268 amino acids.
UAUUUCUUGUUUACUUUCUCUGACGUUACUCUGAGGGGUGCGACGUCCGACAAUAUCGUUGAUUCGAUCCAACAUCAAACGAAUCGGACUAACGAAAGACAUUCGUCGGACGAGUUUUCCUGUUCGCAGGAGUAGACUUGUUGACAGAACCCACCGCUGAAUUGUCAAACAAACGUCUUAUGGAUUGCCUAAUUCGUAACUCUUCUGUAUUCAAACACAACUCAAAACAUUUCAUCAUCCCUACCAAAUUUACGGAAUUUACCGUAUCCAGGAUUUGGGCAAGUUAAAACGAUCAGAACUCUUCCACUGUUCUAUUUUUUGGAUUUUCCAUACAGAAUGGUCGUUCAUUUCUUAGAGUCCUUCCUUAGGAAUAAAGUUCCCGACGGAUAUGUGAAAAUAAACAUUGCAGAUGAAAUCGAGGAGUACUACCGCAAGGCAACCGUGACAGACCCGCCGAAACCAAUCAUUGUAGUUGAUACCAGUUCACUGAUUUUGAAGGUCAGUGGCGUUUGUGGUCUUCAAGGGAUAUCAACAUGGACAAUCUAGACACCAUGGAAUACAAUCGCCCAGGCCUUCUGCAAACUCUAAAUCUUAACUACAGACAGAUGCGACUAUUUGCCACCCUAGCCGGAAAUAAUUUGCUUCCUUAUGAACAGAUAUUACGUUUUCAAAAGCAUCAUUUGGGACCAAUCCACAAAGUUUUCUUUAAUCUGGCGCAAUUUGUGCGCCAACAUUCGGAUACACUACACCGGACGGACAGUUUGCGGGAGUUAGUGCAACUAGUCCAGGCGUAAUGCAAAUAUGCGAGAAUUGAUGCAAGAUUUUCGGAACAGUUUGAACCGUUAUGAUUUAAACAAUUAUUCAGAUUUGAACCCCACAAACGAUUUGAUUCUCGAUCUUCUGCUGAAGCAGGACCAAUGUUUUAUGUACGACAUUUGGACUGGCGAACCCAUCAACACAGUGAGUGCUCAGGUUGACGUGCGCCUAAACGAACUUGGCAAACAAUAUCUCAAGUUGGCAACUUCGGUGAUUCGAUGGACGGCAGGAAUAAUUUUGUAUCACAAGCGGGCGCAAAGGCAAAUAAAGGAUUGCACCAAGGUCCUUCUGUUUAUCAAACCUUCCCAAGAAGAUGAUGCCGGUUUUCUGCAAGUAAAAGCGGAAUUUCCUACGGAUAUUACGCCACCUUCUUUGCCGGAACUCCUGUCAAAAGAUACAGACGUACAAGUUGUACUCGUGGACACAAAACUAAAACUGUACUGUUGGAUUGCGUCAGAAUCCCUGGACUAUCAGAUAUUUAAAGUCGUACCGGAUCAAUUGCGUGUAACUGCAAUCACUCUUUACUAUCUGCGGGAAAACAAAAUAUUGCAUCUUUUUGAAGCCGACCUGCUACUUCAAGUAGCUUAUGACGUGUCAUUCGAGACUUUCGAUUUCGAAAAUAUUCAAUAUCCUCAGCAGCUAGACAAACGGGCAUUUCACGUCGCGUUCUUUUACCAGGCAAUUUACAUCCACUUCUCGGAGGCAUUUAAGGUGAUCGGGCUGAAUGGAGAUGGCUUCCGCGGCUAUCCACCGUUCGAUUCCACGCCCACUAUGAUGAGUGGAAAAAACUAG